Molecule: messenger RNA, 3249 nt
Organism: Branchiostoma belcheri (Belcher's lancelet)
Lineage: Eukaryota; Metazoa; Chordata; Leptocardii; Amphioxiformes; Branchiostomatidae
Exons: 12
Coding region: 1-3249 (1082 amino acids)
Biological process (GO): signal transduction; regulation of apoptotic process
Molecular function (GO): protein binding
Source: RefSeq, a predicted model, not a curated record
AUGUCGUCCCAAAUUUCUGCCCGUUUCCUACUGUACCACAAGAUAUCUCAAUACCUGGUUGUGAGCGAUGUUAGGAGCCUCCGAGCCAUGCUCGCUACUGACAACAAGUUAGAGCGAGCCAGACUCGGGAAGGCCGCCGGUGCUCACGAAAUUUUUAUCAAGUUGGAGGAGGCCGGUGAGAUUGGCAGGGGUAACCUCGGUCUUCUGAUCAAGCUGCUGACAACUCUAGGACAUAGAAGGUUGGCUGAGGAAGCAAGGAAAGUCGAGGAAGAAGAAAAGAAAGAUCUUCAAAGUGAAAAUAAAAGAAAGAAAGACGACGUGGUCGACAGUUUGAGGAGACUGAAGGUCCGACGUGAAGCAGACAAGACCAGCAGCCGUGUGACAGAGCAGCAACUCUACAAAUUGGCGGGAAACUUAGGGAGGGAGUGGGAGAUGCUGGCCAUAUACCUGGGCAUGACGACGGCAGACGUAUUCAAGUACAAGGCAGACAACCCCCGCAACCCCAGGUCACAGAUUUUCUCCAUGCUGAUGGACUGGAGGGCCAGGAAAGGGUCGGGUGCGACCGUGGGAGCACUGGUCCGCAAUCUGGAGGAAGCUGGCGUCGAUUUCGACACGUUUGAGUUCCUAACUCAGAAAAAUGACACCGAGAGUGACGAUUCGGACACAGAAAAAUCUGAUGUGGAGGAUCUGGGUCGUCCUAUAGAUCCUCCUAUUCGCCCAGCAUCAGAGCCAAUAGAAGUGGAAUUGGGAGGCGCAGAGAUGAAGGCGCUGUACGAUCAAGCCUGUGAGCAGGGCACCCAUCUAGUCUUCAACACCCUGCUGAUGCUGGUGGGAAAGCACGGAAAUGGCAAGAGCAGCUUGCAUGACAGCUUACUGCAACUGGAGUUCAACGAACACAAGCCUAGCACUGAUGGUAUUAUGAUCACGCCAUGUCUAAUGACUGGGAAAGAGAAGUGGACUAUCACCAAAGAAAUAGGGGACAAGAACGCAGACUUUCUUCAUGCCCUCCGCACGGAGAUGAUCAAAAAGAGGAAGGAAAUGGAAGAGAUAGAUCAGGUAGUGCCAGAGGAGGAGACAGAACAACCCGGCCUUGGACCGCACCCUCUCCAAACAGAUCCUUCAACCAAAGGCCACAUGGAAGAGGCCGCAUCAUCACAACGACGUCCAGUCGAAGAUAGCCGGUCAUUCAAACUAGCCACCAGUACGGGCAUCAGUCGAGACCUUUCCCAUAUUGUCGGCUCCAAGGAACGUCCAGCCAUCUCAAUCUGGGACUUUGCAGGGCACGGCAUUUACUACAGCAACCAUCACGUCCUGUACACACAUUACGCCAUCUACAUUCUCACCCUGAAUCUCAAAAAUCCCCUCAGCGCUGACCUUAAGCCUCAGUCUGCAGAGGAGGAGGAUCAGUCUGGUAUCUGUGCAGAAGCUCUGCAGCUCAAAACAGAAGGAGAUCUCGUCGACUACCAUCUAGAGUCGAUUCGAGUGCACACCAGGCCAAAGAAAAGAGACUUGAAGGAUGGCGAUCAAGCAGAAGAUGACAAGAGGGACAGAGAACCCACUGUCAUUGUGGUCGGCACACACAAGGACCAAGUAAUGACGAAAACGAUCACAACCUUCCACGCUGAUAUCAAGGCACAUCUGAAAGGAAAGGCCAUUAACAAACAUGUGUACGACAGAUGCUUUGCCAUUGAUAACACCAAGCGUGACCCAGAAGAUCCAGAGUUGUCAGAGUUGAGAGAUGCCAUCCUCAAUAUUGCCCAAGAGCAAAACCACGUGGGCAGGAGAAUCCCAAUCAGCUGGCUGGAGCUGAAGUCAGAGCUCAUCGAAAUGACGAAGCAGGGAAGAUCGUACUGCAGUCUCCAGGAUGUGAUUGAUGCUACUGACCACUCUCGCGUACCAGAGGGAUUCACACCAGAAGAAAACGCCGUCAUCAUCCUGAGGUUCUUCCAUCUGUGUGGAGACAUCCUCUACUUCGACACCCCGGAACUCCGCAACUUUGUGGUCCUGGACCCGCAGUGGUUCGUGGAUGUCCAGAAAACCAUCAUCACCAUCCCGGAGUACCGACGGGAUGGAAAGCCCACGCAAUGGGAACGGCUUGAGGAUGAAGGGGUGUUAGAGGGCACUCUUGUAGAUGCCGUGUGGGGGAACAAGAAGAAACAAGAAGACCUCAAGUGUGACCUCAUUGCUUACAAAGAUGAGCUGCUGAAGAUGAUGGAACAGUUCGACCUGGUCCUGCAGUGCAGUCCUGAGAGUGAAGAUGGAACGAGUACAGCCACCUCAGCAGACACCACGUAUUUCGUCCCCUCACUUCUUACUGCAGCGACGGAAGAGGCGAAGUUGUUCCCCAAAGGUACAAAUCGCAGCAAGCCUAUUUUUGUUGAUUUCAAUGACAAGUUCUUCCCCAUCGGCCUUUAUCAUCGCCUCGUCAUUGCCUGCAUGCGACGUUACAAGAGGAAACCACCACUGGCAUAUGCAAACUGUGCUAGGUUCGUCACAAACAACAGGAGGCAAACCUUCGUCAUCACCAAGGAACGACACUACCUCAAAGUGGAGCUGUCGUCGUCGGUCAAAGAAGAGUCAGCCUGCUUCAGCCAUGGUCCAGCUGUUCGUGAAUGUCUCGAUGAAGACCUUAAGAGGAUCAUCGGUGACUGGAUCCCCGGGAUAGGGUACAAGUGGUACUUUGGCUGCUUCUGUGCGGAACACAAAGAGAUGGAGCGAGAAGAGAACAGGUUCAUCCCAAUCACAACUGAGGACGUCGAGGAAUGGUUUCAGGAAGGAGAAGCUGUCUGUGAUCAGUUUGAACCUGCUACUACCACGAUUAAAGACAUCGGCCUCGCACAUUGGUACCAAGAUGAAUAUGCCGAACAAAGGAACAUAGUCCUGCCACAAGCUUCAUCAGACGAUGCAGUCGCCCAGGAGAUGGCAAAAAUGCAACUCAGCAACCGGCAACACAUGGCGGUCCCACCUGAGGUCGACAGCGAGCCAGUCACGGAGAAACAGCUCAACAUGCUGGCUGGGAAGCUUGGGAAAGACUGGGAGAAUCUGGCCAUACACCUGGACCUGACGACGGCAGACGUGGACAGGUACAAGGCAGACAACCCUUACAACACCAGGUCACAGAUAUUCUCCAUGCUGAUGGGCUGGAGGGCCAGGAAAGGGUCCGGUGCGACGGUGGGGGCACUGGUCCGCAAUCUGGAGGAGUUUGGCGUCGCUCUGGACACGUUUGAGUUCCUAACUCAGAAAAGUUAG